AGUGAUCUCAUAUCAGUUCAUCCAGACUUUUAAAUCUGAUUCUCAAGCUUGUUUGAAGAACCAAAUUUGCCAGAGAUCAGUUAUCAAGAUUAAAAGAUCCAGGAUCUGCCAAAUCAUCUUAGAUCAUUUAAGCGAGGUCCAAAGAACGACAGGUCACUACUAUGACAUGAUUGACAAUUGUCACUGUUUGUCAUUUUGCUCCGUUUAUCCUGAGAGCUGAUGCUGAGUAUUCUCAGAGUUUUUCACACUUCAAACUGUUAACCCUGGGUCAUUCUAAACUGUAAGACUUUAAUAUUUGGGUGAAACAUCCAAUUCUUGCUUGUCGCUUUGAGCCUUCAUACUAAAGCUAACUUUUUUUUUUUUUUAGACCGGAUGGUGCUGAAAGAAGAGACUCAUCAACAGAAUGAAAUAGAUGAGAAACAGCAGUUUGAGAAACCCCAAGAAAUAACGACUGAUGAAAAACCCACACUGACUAAAAAGACUUCAUCACACAGAAGACAUCUGAAAUACAAAUCUGGGUGUAAUUUCAGCUGUAAACAGAGUAGAAAGAGUUUCAGUCAAAAGCCAAACCUUGAUGUUCACAUGAGAGUUCACAAUAGGGAGAAACAUUACACCUGCGAACAAUGUGGAAAGAGUUUUCCUAAAAUCAAUUUCCUUAAAGCCCACAUGAGAAUUCAUAUUGGAGAGAGGCCAUACACAUGCCAACAGUGUGGAAAAAGCUUCCAUCAUGCAAGAAACUUGGCAGUGCACAUGAGAAUUCACACUGGGGAGAAGCCUUACUCUUUCCCUCACUGUGGAAAGAGUUUUAAACAAAAUAACAACCUUGAAGUCCACAUGAAAACACACACUGGAGAGAGAAGUUUUAAUUGCACACAGUGUGGGAAAAGUUUUGCUAAAAAACAAAACCUUAAAAUCCACAUGAGGAUUCACACCGGAGAGAAACCUUACACAUGCACAGAGUGUGGUAAAAGUUUCAGAUGUAAAAGCACAUUCAAUAUCCACAAGAGAACUCACACCGCAGAGAAACCUUAUAGAUGCACAGAAUGUGGUAAAAGUUUCCCAAAUAAAAGCACAUUCAAUAACCACAUGAGGAUUCACACUGGAGAGAAACCUUACACAUGUACAGAGUGUGGUAAAAGUUUCAUACGUAAAACCACACUCAAUUACCACAUGAGAACUCACACUGGAGAGAAGCUGUUUGCAUGUGUUCAGUGUGGAAAGAGCUUCACAACCAAACUUAGCCUCAAGAACCACAUGAAUGGUCACACUGGAACCAUCGUGUUCACAUGUGAUCAGUGUGGAAAGAGUCUCACACGCAAAGACUCCAUUAAGCGACACAUGAAGACUCACUCAGGAGAGCGUUUUAGAUGCAGUGAGUGUGGAAAAGACUUUAAACAUAAAAGAAGCCUCAGCACUCACAUGAAGCUUCACAAUUCAGAGCAGAGUCCUCAACAUUUAGGCCUUGUCCACACAAACACGGGUAUAUUCAAAACGGCAGCUUUUUCACGUAGUUUGGCUGUUCAUUCAAGUGAAGUUUACUUAUAAACUACUUUCGAGAGGAUCACAUGCUUAUGAUUGUCCACGGCUGGUCCAGCAUUAGCUAACACAUGAUUCACCAAUCAGAUGAUUCCUAACUCACUAUAAAUAACCAAAGUUUCUUAACUCUGUUAUCUUCAUCUUGAAGAAUCCCCCUCCCACCCGUACUGCCCCUCCUUUCUAGAUAUGUGCCAAAAUGGUUGCCCAUAGUCGAGCUCUUAGAAGCCAUAUAUGUCCUUUUAGCCAUCUCUAUAUCUGUCAUUACAACAGAAACAAGGCAUUCAUGGUGAUCUACCUGAGCUCAAACUCCCCUCUCACCCUGCUUACAGAAGGGAGUCCAGAGCUUGAGUAUCUUAUGAGCUUAGGGCUCUCUUCUGGGACAAGUAUGAACUCUUGAAUACAUGUCAAGUUACUGGAAAUGAAACCCUUUGAACACCUGAAGAUGUAAACUCAAUAACUGAAGAGGGGUGAAGAUUUUUAAUAACUCUUUUGUAGUGUAGAUCAGGGGUCACAGCCCAGUACCAGGUUGUGAGAGUUGCUAUCGGGCUGCAAUAAUGCAAAAGACCUCUAUAUGUUGAUAGAUUGUAUGACCUGUUUCAUAUGCAAACAAGUAUCUGCAUCUGAAAAGGUGUGAACCAAAUGACCUACAGGAGCUCAAGAAUUGUGACCCAACAAAAGCAGUUGGGUAGUCUUUUACUUGAAGAUCGAUGAGUUGACAUCACUGAUGAGGAACUGCACUAUUGUCUUCAAUAAAGUCUUCUACCCGUAA
Danio rerio (zebrafish) is the source of this 2305-nucleotide messenger RNA. The record is from RefSeq and is a predicted model, not a curated record. Lineage: Eukaryota; Metazoa; Chordata; Actinopteri; Cypriniformes; Danionidae.